This is a messenger RNA of Mesocestoides corti, 1968 nucleotides long. The record is from the annotation of a GenBank genome assembly. NCBI's taxonomy places the organism in Eukaryota, Metazoa, Platyhelminthes, Cestoda, Cyclophyllidea, Mesocestoididae.
AUGGUUGAUUACCCAAUCAGCGAGCUGGACAAUGACGAAGAUGAUGAGGAGUACGAUGAGAAGAACGGUGGCAACGGUGAGGGGAUCGGCUCGAUGAUCGGUCGUAGAGUGCGGCGGGAGCGCGAAGGCAAGAUGCCUGCGCUGCUGUCGCGCGUCAACGGCCAGAUCGAGGUGCUCGGCUUCAACAUCCGCCAGCGCCGCGCCUUCGUCAACUCCGUCAUGCGCUACGGCCUGCCCCCCGCCGACCAGAACGCCUACGUCUCCGCUUGGCACUCGCGCGAUCUCAAGGGCAAGCCGGAGAAGGUCUUUCGCGCGUACAUCUCCCUCUUCAUGCGUCACCUCUGCGAGCCCGACAGCAUGAACCAGGAGACCACUACGUACUCCGACGGAACACCGCGUGAUGGCAUCGCCCACCAGCCCAUCCUCUCGCGCAUCGGAAUAAUGGCUCUUGUGCGGAAGAAGGUGCAGGAGUUUGAGCAAAUAAACGGCCUCUACAGCAUUCCCAGCCUCAAGUCAACCAAAACGGAGAGUGCGGGAACGCCGAAACCGGUCGAUGCCCUGCCCGACACCCCCUGCCGCACGCCGAAGCCUUCCGUGGCGUCGCUGGUCGUCGACGAGGCCGCCUCGGCCACCCAGCCUCUCACGGUGAACACGGAGGGCAGCAACGGGAACGGCUGCUCCGACGACGCCUCCAAGGCCAGCGAUAAGACCGAGCCAAUGGACAUCUACACGGGUGAAAAUACCGUGGUGGAUGAGGCAGGGUGUAAGGAUUCGCUGGUGUUGGGGGGCAAUCUGAAAAUCGAUGAAGAUGCGGAGAAAUCAGGUGGUGGGGACAAAGCGGCCGCCACCAUGAAAGAGCCAAUGGAUGUUGAUUCAAAGACAAGGAACGUGGAGAUGAAGAAGGAGGAGGGUGAGGAAGAGGCGGCAGCGAUGUCCACGAAGGAAGCCAUGGACGUCGUAGUUGGCGACAGCGACGCUGAGGUCGCCAACGAGGAGGACGAGGUGAUGAUAGUGAACGAGGAGAAGACGGACAAGAAGCCGUCGUUCAUGUUCAACAUCGCCGACGGCGGGUUCACCGAACUGCACACCAUCUGGCUCAACGAGCAGCGCGCCCUGCAAGAGAACACCGGCGGCUACGAGAUUUGGCACCGCAAACACGACUACUGGCUCCUCGCGGGCGUUGUACAGCACGGCUACGGUCGGUGGCAGGUAAUGCUCAUCAUCUGUGGUGGUGGUGGUGUUGGUAGUGGUUGUGGUAGUGUUAGUGGUGGUAGUGGUGGUGGUGUUGGGGGUUGCGGUGUUAGUGGUGGUGUUGUUGGUGGUUGUGGUGGUGGUGUUGUUGGUGGUUGUGGUGUUGGUGGUGGUGGUGAUGUUGGUUGUGGUGUUGGGGGUUGCGGUGACAUCCACAACGACCCUCGUUUCGCGCUGGUCAACGAGCCCUUCCGGAGUGAACAGGGCAAGCCAAAUUACCUGGAGAUCAAAAAUCGAUUUUUGGCGCGUCGAUUCAAAUUGCUGGAGCAAGCGCUCAUAAUCGAGGAGCAGCUGCGACGCGCCGCCCACCAGAACAUUGUCUGCGACCCCAAGGACACUGUGCAGAGCUUGAAUCGUCGUUUCAACGAGCUGGAGUGUCUUGCAGUGGCCCAGCAGCAGGUCUUCGCAGAAGCCCUUUCUGGAAACAAGUCACUUGUGCCUCUGCUUCAUCGAGCGUUGACGAUGAUGGAGGACUACCUGGCCGAGAUGAAGCAAGACGUCUCGCGUCUUCUAACCCUGGUUCCACGCAUGCCGCAGGUGGCAGACAGGCUAAACCUCAGUCACACAAGCCUCCUCACACGACUGACCCAGCAGCUCACUGCCGCUAAGCAGGCUAAAAUGGCGCAGCAGCAGCAGCAGUUGGGAAGCAGUCCCACAACACCCGUCGAUUCUUCGAGUGGUGUUGUCGACGAAAAGCAGCCCGAGGCCAAGCCCUGA